AUGUUUUUUAUUUAUUUUCUAAAUUGUUUUCUAAUUGCAUCUGCGCGUGUUUGUGUGCGCCCUCCCCCCCUCUCUCUCUCUCUCUCUCUCUCUAUCUAUCUAUCUAUCUAUCUAUCUCUAUUUGUAUCGAUUUCACCAUAUCGCUGCGGUCGGACCCCAGCACCUGCAGAGGUAUUAUACGGUCCUGGCCUAGAUGUGGUUAAUCUAUUUCUGUGUUGCUAUCUUGAACCGGCUGUAAAUCGGUGUACCACAAGGUCGAGGGACCCGCUCCAUGGCUGUUUAAAUAACACUGGAGGAGGCAACGUCCCCCAUUGUCUUCUAUUUCUACUCUACAUAAAAUUCUUUUUAUCUCAAUUCAAAUCUGCAUUCCGUUCCUCUCCCUCUCUCCCUUUCUCUCUUUCCCUCGCUAUCUAUCUAUCUAUCUAUCUAUCUAUCUAUCUAUCUAUCUAUCUAUCUAUCUAUCUGUCUCUCUCUCCCUCGCUAUCUAUCUAUCUAUCUAUCUAUCUAUCUAUCUAUCUAUCUAUCUAUCUAUCUGCCCGUCUCUCUCUCCCUAUCUAUCUAUCUAUCUAUCUAUCUAUCUAUCUAUCUAUCUCUCCCUCGCUAUCUAUCUAUCUAUCUAUCGCUAUCUAUCUAUCUAUCUAUCUAUCUAUCUAUCUCUCGCUCGCUAUCUAUCUAUCUAUCUAUCUAUCUAUCUAUCUAUCUAUCUAUCUAUCUGCCUGUCUCUCUCUCGCCCUCGCUAUCUAUCUAUCUAUCUAUCUAUCUAUCUGCCUCUCCCUCUCUCUCUCUCUCUCUCUCUCUCUAUCUCUCUCUCCCUCUCUCUUUGCUAACUGA
Messenger RNA from Acanthosepion pharaonis, 831 nucleotides. The record is from the annotation of a GenBank genome assembly. Lineage: Eukaryota; Metazoa; Mollusca; Cephalopoda; Sepiida; Sepiidae.